UCUCUCUUCGCGCCAUAUUUCUCGAAAGUGUCAUUAAAAUUUACAUACAACUUUUAUUAUUUGUUUAUUAUCCGAUCUCUAUUUUUAGUUUCCUUGCAAACCAUGAACAACGAUGAUUUAAUUUCAUCGAAUGGCUGUACCGAAGAAUUGAAUAACAAAACGAAAGAAAAAAAUGGAACGACUCACGUUGAAAGUGAAAAACCGCACGAGGAAUACCAGUAUUUAGAUUUAAUUAGGAAAAUCAUUAAUGAAGGAGCGAACAGAAGUGACCGUACUGGCGUGGGCACGCUAUCCCUUUUUGGAACUCAAAUGCGUUUUAGUUUAAGAGACAAUACAUUUCCAUUAAUAACUACCAAGCGGGUGUUUUGGAGAGGAGUUGUAGAAGAAUUGUUAUGGUUUAUAAAGGGAUCAGCGAAUGCUAAAGAACUCUCAGAGAAAAAUGUUCAUAUUUGGGAUGCCAACAGCUCUCGCGCGUUCUUAGAUUCUUGUGGCCUCACCGAUAGAGAAGAAGGAGAUUUAGGACCAGUUUAUGGAUUUCAGUGGAGACACUUUGGUGCAAAAUACACAAACAUGCACGCCGAUUACAAAGGACAAGGCAUCGAUCAAUUACAAGACGUAAUACACCAAAUAAAAAAUUCUCCCGAUAGCAGGAGAAUAAUAAUGUCUGCGUGGAACCCAACCGACAUUCCACAAAUGGCCUUACCUCCUUGCCAUUGUCUUGUACAAUUCUAUGUAAACAAAGACGAACUGUCCUGUCAGCUUUAUCAAAGAAGCGCAGAUAUGGGUCUCGGAGUGCCAUUCAACAUAGCAUCCUACUCUCUGUUGACUUGUAUGUUGGCUCAUAUCACAAACUUAAAGCCUGGUGAAUUUGUACAUACAAUGGGCGACUGUCACGUGUACCUUAAUCAUGUAUCCGCGCUCAAGGAACAACUAAAACGCACACCGAAACCAUUCCCACGUUUAAAGAUAGUUAGGAACGUUCAGAACGUCGACGAUUUCGUAGCGGAGGAUUUUGAACUGCUUGGGUACGAACCGCAUGGAAAACUCUCGAUGGCGAUGGCUGUUUAAGAGCAAGUUAAGACAUUUAAGCAAACGUAGAUUACGUCGACGCGUUAUACGUUUUCUUUAACAAAAAACAAAAAACAAAAAAAAAAAGAAUUUUUAACCAUUGAGAAAGUAAGUAUACCAUUUGAAUUGGCGAAUUAAUGAAAUUCACUGUGUAUUAUAAUUUCUAACUGUAUCUAUACUUUAUUUCCUAAUAAAAAUUAUGUUUUUAAUAAA
Molecule: messenger RNA, 1281 nt
Organism: Hylaeus anthracinus
Lineage: Eukaryota; Metazoa; Arthropoda; Insecta; Hymenoptera; Colletidae
Gene: Ts
Product: thymidylate synthase
Exons: 4
Coding region: 103-1068 (321 amino acids)
Biological process (GO): dTMP biosynthetic process
Cellular component (GO): mitochondrion; cytosol
Molecular function (GO): thymidylate synthase activity
Source: RefSeq, a predicted model, not a curated record